This is a messenger RNA of Fraxinus pennsylvanica, 714 nucleotides long. The record is from the annotation of a GenBank genome assembly. Lineage: Eukaryota; Viridiplantae; Streptophyta; Magnoliopsida; Lamiales; Oleaceae.
AUGGAAGGUGGUGGUGGUGGAGGAGAAAAAACAAAAGGGUCAUGGAGUCCUCAAGAAGAUGCUACGCUAGUAAAGCUAGUACACAAACAUGGGCCACGUAACUGGUCUUUGAUAAGCCUAGGGAUUCCGGGGCGGUCUGGAAAGUCGUGCCGACUGCGGUGGUGCAACCAGUUGAGCCCGGAGGUGCAACACCGUCCAUUUACGCCAUCGGAAGAUGCUACCAUCUUGCGGGCGCAUGCUAUGCAUGGUAAUAGAUGGGCCACUAUUGCACGCCUCUUGCCCGGGAGGACCGAUAAUGCUAUCAAGAAUCAUUGGAAUUCCACGCUUAGAAGAAAGCGUAAUAACAACAAUGAUGACAAACCGAGUUGGGAUGAGUCGGGAACCGUGUCGACCGAGCGGGAAUCGGGAUGUAAGAGAAGGCAGUGUUCACACGUGUCGCAGGAGCAGAGUGGUUAUGGUGGGACUGAAGAGACUUCGAUUACGUUGACGUUAUUGCCCCCAGGGGAGGGAACGAGAGACUCAGUCGCGGAAGAGAAAGUGGAGAUGAUAAAGGAGGAGGUGGAGGGGAAAUCGACGGUGGAUAUGGAAGAGACUUGUUUGGUGACGAUAAUGCAGAGGAUGAUAGCACAUGAAGUUCGUAGUUACAUUGACAAAUUACGAGGCCAGGGUGGGCUUGGGCUUGGGCUUGGAAGCCCAGAAAGGUCUGUAAAUUGA